UGCUUAAUUACAAACAAAAACUAAAUUCUGAUGGGAAAGAAUUUGUUUUUCAAGGACCAAUAAAACCAGUAAUUGCUGGAAAGUAUAUAUUCUACUAUGUCUAGGAGCGGAUAACACCGUAUCUUUUUUCAUUUCGGGUUUUACUCAGUCUCAUCUUUGGCAAUCGGAAACUUUUGCUAGAUUACUGUACACGAAAAAAAUAUAUAAAAAAAUAGGAUAACGUGACUGUUUGACUAUGAAUUGUAAUAGUUAUUUCAUAGUUCUGUUGUAUUGUUAGUAUUGCUUGUGAAAAUUCUUCUUUUGAUUCAAUAAAUCGAAGAGAAAAACGAUAUAUUCCUAAAGAACAACGCUCAUCGAGAAUCUUAACAUAAGUGAACUGUGAGUGAAAACUGAAAAUCUAGCAGUUUUGUGGAUGACCACUUGACACAAUCCUUUAUACAUGAAACACCAACCUAUAAUAAAUGGCCAACAGCAGUAAAUCAGAAGAUAUUUCAAAAUCCUUAUGGAUGGCACUGUACAGUCCCAUUGUUCAACCUUCUAAUAUUAAUACUCGAGAAAGGCCUGUUUGGUUGUCACUUAUUGCUUUAUUUUUCAACCCCAAAGUUCUCUAUAAAGCUCUUCACUUGACAGUUGCAUUAUGUGUGAUGACAAAAUUCAAGAGAUUGGGAUUUUUUUGGAUAAUGUUGUCAGUGGCAUUGGGAUAAUAAAUACGGAGAACUCUCAUUUUUGAUUUGCUGAGCAGAUGUAUAUUAAAUGGUGUUUGAUCUUUUUUUGCACAUCAUUUUAAUAACUUUAAGUUCUAAAAAAACUUCUCAUAAUACAAUUAAUUAUACUUGAUGAACAAAGCUGUGCCAUGCUUUCAUGCAAACAGUGUUACAGUGGUGUGAAGACAUUACUAAGAUUCUUUCCACACUCAUCAGUGUUUACAUUUCCUAUCAACUGUACAAACAGCUUCUAUAAUCCUUCUCUGACUAGCAUUAGUGUGAGACAUUGGACAAAAGAUUCAAGGAAGUUUAAAGUUUCAGUGGUGCAGACCCAACAAAAGAUUCAGCACAUGAAAUGGAUGUACAACAGACAUAUAUUUAAUUUUGGAAAUAAUAAAAGAGAAUUACUAAAUUCUAAAGCAACCCAACCCUGGUAUUUUAUCUUAAAACAGAAAGUACCAAACAGCACUGCGAACUUUGUGCAACAUUUUCACACUUCUCCUAAACAUGACAUUCAUCCAGCACUAUGGAUGUUUAUCAAACCAUUUGCUAAAGGAAUGGCCAUUUUGACUGGCAGGGGAUUUAGAAAAUGGUGGAAAGAUUUACCAAAACACAAAAGGUUAUAUUUUCUUUCAGUGCUGAAAACAAAUCGUGUAAAAAUAGGAGUGGUUACAGCAGUGUUGCUGGCAUUAAGCAUAGCCUACUACGAAAGUCAUAUUCAGGAAACACCCAUCACAAAAAGGAGAAGAUUUGUUGCUUUCACACCAGAUCAGUUUGAAAAAAUAGCAGAUUUUGAAUUUGAAAUGCAACUGGAAGCUUUUCAGUCUCAGGUUUUACCACAAACCCAUGUAGCCUGUCAACGAGUUGCAGGUGUUGCUAAUCGUCUUCUUCAUUCAAACAUGGACUUGGAACAAAUCUAUGAUAAGAAGUGGUCAGUCACUGUUGUAAAUAACCCCACAGAAAAUGCUUUUGUUUUACCUAGUGGCCAGAUUUUUGUCUUCACCGGCAUGCUUCGUCUCUGUAUUAAUGAUGAUGAGCUUGGAGUGGUUCUGGCCCAUGAGAUGGCUCAUUGUGUUCUUGGCCAUGGGGCAGAACAAGUCAGUUUUGCACAUCUAUUGGACCUGACUGUAAUAGUGGUCUUGGCAGCUAUUUGGGCCUUUCUUCCUAGUGAUGGAAUUGCUGCAGUUACUCACUGGUUUUUCCAUAAAGUAGUAGAUAUACUUCUUCACUUGCCUUAUAAUCGAAAGCUAGAAAUAGAAGCAGAUGAAGUGGGGCUUCAAUUAGCAGCAAAGGCAUGUUUCGAUGUUCGAGAAAGCAGUGCAUUCUGGUCGAAAAUAGGACUACUGAAAACUUUACAAGGAGAGGUUGAAAGUAUGGAUUGGCUCUCGACACAUCCAAGUCAUACGGCUCGAUCAGUGUAUUUGGACAGCUUAAUGGACAAGGCCUUAAAGCAGCGUUACGAAUGUGGAUGCCCAUCACUGACUAGAGUGGAUCCACGAGCACAGAUUGAAAAUUUUAAACAGAAACUUGAGGAAGAUGCAGCAAAAGCAUUAGCACAUAAGCAAAAAAUGGUUGUGUUGGUACCUAAGUCAUCAUAAGAUGAUGUGUCCAUUUGCCUUUGAGAAAAAAAAAUAGAAAUAUUUUUACUAACUUGUUUGUUACAAGGACAUUAGUGUUCAUUUUGACUUCUUGUUAUAGCUAAGUACUAUUACAGAAUUUAAGAGCUUCAAGUUGUUUGGGAGUUAGUUAAUAACAUUUUCUUAUUAACUCUUACAAAGUAAAAUUUUCUUUACACAGAAAACACAGUCUCAAAAAAAAGUAUUUCCCAUAUUUGAAGUAAAUGAUUCAAAAUACUCAUCAUGUCAUGUCUUUAAAUGGUAACUAAAAAACAUGGUUACUUAGGAUUAAGAACUUUGUAAAAAAACAAAGGUUAGUGUUUUUUUAAUAUUUUAAAAAUGAAAGUGACUGACAAAGUAGGUGAAGUGCUUGAAUUUCAUAAGAAAAACAAUAAUAUAUUUAAUUGGCAUUGAGUAUGAUAUAAAAACAUUUUGCCACAAAAUAAAAGGUUCUAUUAUGUUUUGUAAAUCAUACUUUUGGCAGCAAUAUGGAAAUUUAAUUUUUCUUUUAUAUGAAAUUUACAUACUCAUUAAUUGUGAUAUUAGGUAUUGCUAUUUAAUAUUUUUUAAUAAAUUAUUGAAAACUACUGUUUCUGUAAACAUAGUUCUACUCCUCACAAAUAUAGUUCUGCUCCUCACAAAAUGUGACCUUGAUUCUUUCCUGUUGUCUCUUUGUGAAAGUGUGGGUAUGUUUUCUGUGAUCUGUACACCACUCUUGUUGGAGUAAUUUAUAUUUUAGUUGAAGGGUUGUCAGUUAGGAGUCUUCCAUAUGACAAACAUUAUAAGAUCAUCUGACUUACUUACAAUGUCAUUGUGGUUUUUUUUUAAUGUGAAAAUUUGCUAGUGAAUAGGAUAAGAUGGAUAGAAUAGAAAUUAGUAUUUGAAUGUGAAUAUUUUGAAAUAACAAAUACUGUAUUUCGAGAUAAAGGUGUUGAAAAUAAAUGUCACUUUAGGUUUCAUGUUGUGUUCCUGUGCAUAGUUCAUAAGAGAACUACUCAAACUUUUGUUGUGUAGGUUUUGUCAUCAUCAAAUAUUUCUAACAGUUAUUUACCUCUACAAUUGGUAUUAUGUAACAAAAUUACUUUCAAAUCUGAUAAAAAUAAAGACAAUAUUUAUAAAUA
This is a messenger RNA of Limulus polyphemus (Atlantic horseshoe crab), 3441 nucleotides long. RefSeq names its product metalloendopeptidase OMA1, mitochondrial-like. NCBI's taxonomy places the organism in Eukaryota, Metazoa, Arthropoda, Merostomata, Xiphosura, Limulidae. Gene Ontology annotation, cellular component: mitochondrial inner membrane. The coding region runs from base 854 to 2302 and encodes 482 amino acids. Gene Ontology annotation, biological process: mitochondrial protein processing; protein quality control for misfolded or incompletely synthesized proteins. The record is from RefSeq and is a predicted model, not a curated record. The transcript has 10 exons. Gene Ontology annotation, molecular function: metalloendopeptidase activity.